Molecule: messenger RNA, 2118 nt
Organism: Photinus pyralis (common eastern firefly)
Lineage: Eukaryota; Metazoa; Arthropoda; Insecta; Coleoptera; Lampyridae
Product: CD63 antigen-like
Exons: 2
Coding region: 13-1023 (336 amino acids)
Cellular component (GO): membrane
Source: RefSeq, a predicted model, not a curated record
GCAUGGGGGGCGAUGGGUGGCACUGCGGCUGAGGGGGGGCUGCGGAGGCGGAUGCCGUUGCGGCGGUACCGUGGUGGACCUCCUGUGGGCGCAGGAGCGCUGUCCACCCGGGCCAUGCGCUACUACCGCCUCUGGAUCUACACGUGCAACACGGCGUUGCUGGCUGGAUCAAUUGCCUUUUGUGGAGCUGCGGCAAGGACAUUAAUUUUCGAUUACCGCCGCUUCCUGAUACCAUCGCUUACGCUAUACCAGCCGUCGUUUUUGUACGCUUACCUAGCCCUCGCUACGCAAGGAGGAGCGCUUCAGAUACUGGGAUGUGUUGGUGCCGUUCGACUAUCGGAACGCAUGCUAAAUGCGUAUUGGUUACUGUUAUUGGUGCUAUUGUUCGGUGACGUUGUACUUGGCGCGUUUUGGGCAUUUCGAUUCGAUAGAGUUUGCCAAGAGCUGAGACCAGGGUUGCGGAUCAAGUUGUUGCAAGAGUAUGGCGCGGGGGGUGACCUAACUAUACUAUGGGACCGUUUGCAAAGAGAAAGCGAAUGUUGUGGACUUACCGGUCCAGGGGACUAUAAUAAUCGGAGUGGAUAUCAGUUAGAAAUGCCGCCGAGUUGUUGCGCGGAACCAUCUCGGAAUGUUAACGAAACCAGGUGUGUACGGCCGCACGCCAGUGGAUGUGAUGAACGGCUACUAACAUAUUUGCGGGAUACCGCUUCGUUGCUAGCUAUUUUAGGUUACUGUGUGCUCGCCUUCCUAAAGCUGUGCUUCCUGGGGAUCCUUCGUUACGAGAUCCGUGAAAUGAUACAAAAAAUUCGUAUCCUUCGCGCGGAACUGGAACUGCCGAAUGUAAAUGGUGCCGUUCCCGGUACGCUUCGAGCUGAAAGUGCCGAAAGCGAACGCGAAUCUCUUCUGGUGAGGCCCGAAAGUGCGGCACUGCUCUCGUCGCCACCGAAUCCGUCGAAGAAUCCGAACGGCAAUAAUAAUUACGAGAUGAGGGAGUACAGACGAAGCAGUCGCGACAAUAUAUGACUAAAAUAUCGCCUGGAGGGUCUUUUUAGUCGCGGUAGAUGGAACCGCGAGAAGAAAGGUCCUCUGGCCACGCCUCUGGAGGAAAUAUUUACGAAGCCAACACGUGCCCGACCAAGGGACGAAACAUGUUGAGACUGAUCGAGUGACAAGGUAAAACUCGAAAGUCGUAGUCACCGUUCCGCUCCAUUUUAGAUUCCUACAUAGGGAAACUCAAAUUUUGAGUGUCACCAAAACGUUCAUCAUAAACCAAAGCUUUUUUAGGAGCGCUUAGAGCGCUUUAAAAUUUACUACCUACUAUAGACCACCACGGUAUAUAAAAUAAUGAUUAUAUUAAAAUAACAAUGUAUGUAGCUGCGUGAAAUGAUAACGAAUAAAUUCAGUAAGAUAAAAUUGCUUAAAUUUCGUAAUUGAAUUGUAAAAUGUUACAUAAAUUUAAAUAAUUAAAUGUGAAAACCUCCGCAGCUUCAGAGGCGAACGGACGACUGUUGAAUAGUGAUUGAUUUAGUAUAGUUUCGGGAAAUGACGAUUAAUGUUUGCAUAAAAUGAGCUUAAUUUUGAUAGUGCCUCGUCAUAUACAGUUACCUAAACGAAGCUGAUAAUGGACUUACCUAAUAUUUAUACCUAAAAUGUAGCGAACGUAGUAUUAUACAAUAUUCGAUUUGUGUAGAGAAUUCCAAAAUAUUAAAUUGCUUUUAAAUAUGAAAGAAUUUAAUUGAGAAUCUAGUGUGAUAUGAGAUGACGUGCAUAGGAACUUACAUAAUAUGUGCGAAGCCUUUGUGUACAUAUUAUAUUUAAUUUUUCAUGAAUGCGUACGAGUGCAGCCAUUCAAUUAUUCUCAUUUCCAAAGAGUUUCCAUUGAUUCGGUUUAAAUAGACAUCUCAAAACGUUGCGGUAAAACCGAAAGACUGUGCAUGCUUCAGAAAUUUAAGCACGUAGUGCAAACGCACUUAGGCUUAAUCCUUUAGGAUGGAUAAGUGACUUUUAAUUUUAGGCUUCCAAAAAUUUGCAUCGAGUGAUAUUGCAAAAGUAACAGACAUGGUUGGCAACACUUAUUUUAUAAAUUACGACAAAAUCAAAAAACUCCAUAGAUAUAAA